GUUUCUCUCACAACACUUCAUUCGAGAGAGAACGCACGCUCAUCACUCGCUCACUCCCUCCCUCCCUCUUCCCCCAAUGUCGGCGGUGCACUUUAGCGCCUUACCCUACUCCCGCGCUAACCUGCGCCUCCCACGGCGCCUCCUCCCUCCUCUUCCUCCUCCUCGGUGGCGGCGCAACCUCCGCCCUCGCUUCGCCGCCGCCUCCGGCGAUGGCGGCGGCGGCGGCGACUCCUACCUCGACAUGUGGAAGAAGGCCGUGGAGCGGAGGCGCCGAUCCGAGGAGUUCCGCCAAAUCGCCGAUCGCUCCCAAUUCCUCGGCGAGAACGGCAACGAGGACGACGACGAGGAGAUGGAGGGGGGAGAGAGCUUAGAUCGUCAGACGCAGCGAUUUAAUCGGAUCCUAGAGGUCCCUAGCAAGGAGCGGGAUCGGAUCCAACGGCUCCAGGUCAUCGAUCGCGCCGCCGCGGCCAUCGCAGCCGCACGAGCGCUCCUCGACGAGGUCCCUCCUAACGCUUCCUCGGAGGAGAUGGCGUCUGACGCCGUCGGAUCGGGAUUGGACCGUCUCGAUCGCAUUACGAAUGUUCCAGAUGGUUCUGCCAUUGGAGCAGCUCCAAGAAAUCCAGCGCUGCAGGAUAGCAAUUCGUCUGCUUCCAAGCAUGGAACUCCUGGACCAGAUUUUUGGUCGUGGUCACCGCCACCAGACAAUCUCACUAACUUGAAGCCAGCUCGGAAAUCAAAUGGACAGACAUAUCCAUCCAAUCUACUGAUGGAAAAGGAGAAGUCUCUCAACUCACUACCUAUUCCCUUUGAGAGCUCCUUAAUCGAAAACAAGGGUGACACUCCUCUUCCACCUCUUCAAACGCUCGUCGAGAUCGAUACGCUAUUUUCAAAACAUGCAGCAGAGGCCACCAAAGCCCUUGAUAAGAGUAAUGAGGCAUCGUCGCCGUCAUCGUCAUGUGGAGUGAACCUGGAUGGUUCAAGGUGGUGGAAGGAGACAGGUGUAGAGAAGAGGUCGGAUGGGGUAAUAUGUAAGUGGACAUUGACUCGAGGAGUUAGUGCCGAUGAAGCUGUUGAGUGGGAAGAUAAGUAUUGGGAGGCUGCUGAUCGGUUCGAUUACAAAGAACUGGGUUCUGAGAAAUCGGGACGUGAUGCCGCGGGGAAUGUUUGGCGGGAAUAUUGGAAGGAAUCAAUGUGGCAGGAUCUCGGGAGCGGGCUUGCGCACAUCGAGAAAACUGCGGACAAGUGGGGUAAGAAUGGAAAGGGGGAUGAGUGGCACGAGAAAUGGUGGGAGCAUUAUGAUGCCUCCGGAAAGGCCGAGAAGUGGGCACACAAAUGGUGCAGCAUAGACCCGACCACGCCAUUGGAUGCGGGCCAUGCUCAUGUCUGGCAUGAGAGGUGGGGUGAGAAGUACGACGGGAGAGGCAGCAGCAUGAAAUACACCGAUAAGUGGGCGGAGCGGUCGGAAGGCUGGGGCGGGCGAUCGAAAUGGGGCGACAAAUGGGACGAGCACUUCGAUUGCAACGCGCACGGGGUGAAGCAGGGGGAGACGUGGUGGGAGGGCACGCACGGGGAGCGGUGGAACCGCACGUGGGGCGAGCGGCACAACGGAUCAGGUUGGGUCCACAAGUACGGGCAGAGCAGCAGCGGCGAGCACUGGGACACGCACAUGGAGCAGGAGACAUGGUACAAGCGGUUCCCGCAUUACGGAUUCGACCGGUGCUUCGAGAACUCCGUGCAGCUUCGAGCUGUCCGCAGGACGCCCUUUGAUGAUACUGCGUAGAAAUCUAACACAACAAUUUUCGUUAUUACCAGAGCAAAUACAAAAUCAGGACCCAUCCGCAGUAAACAUUGAUGAGAAUCUUAAUACGUUGUUGUAUAAAGAAGCUCCGUCCACAGGGAACUGCGUGCAACCUGAUAUGUAGAAUUGGGAAGGCUUUCUCAAUUUUCACAGAAGCGUACAUGCAGCAACACAUGAGAAACUACGACUCCUCGGUAGCAGAUAUUCAUAGGUUUGUGUUCUAACUAAAGUAUGCAAACAAUUCCCUUCUUUAGAAUUGUUUUCUAUUCGCCGGUAAAGAUACAGUGAUGGGAUUUGGGUAGUUA
Messenger RNA from Ananas comosus (pineapple), 2103 nucleotides. RefSeq lists its product as uncharacterized. The record is from RefSeq and is a predicted model, not a curated record. The coding region runs from base 77 to 1780 and encodes 567 amino acids. Gene Ontology annotation, biological process: regulation of starch metabolic process; starch metabolic process. The transcript is spliced from 4 exons. Gene Ontology annotation, cellular component: starch grain; chloroplast stroma. NCBI's taxonomy places the organism in Eukaryota, Viridiplantae, Streptophyta, Magnoliopsida, Poales, Bromeliaceae. Gene Ontology annotation, molecular function: starch binding.